Lodderomyces jiufengensis is the source of this 903-nucleotide messenger RNA. It is a transcript of the gene PGA33, whose product is annotated as Pga33p. The coding region runs from base 1 to 903 and encodes 300 amino acids. NCBI's taxonomy places the organism in Eukaryota, Fungi, Ascomycota, Pichiomycetes, Serinales, Debaryomycetaceae. The transcript has a single exon. The record is from RefSeq and is a predicted model, not a curated record.
AUGAAACAAGCUUUUUCCUUGACAUUGAUAAUAUUCCUUGCUUUAAAAUGUUUUGCAGUCGAUCCACCUGCAGCCGAUCCUACUACAGUUGCUACUACCCCUGCUGCCGCUGCUGCCGCUGCUGCUGCUACUCCAAAUACCGACCAAACUGCCGCAGAGAAUACAAUUCAAACGAAUCCUACAACCAAUACUUUACCAACUACUAAUACUUUACCAGCAACCAAUACUUUACCAACUACUAAUACUUUACCAACAACUAAUACAUUGAAUACCAAUACUCUUCAAACAACUACCCCAGGUCUUGUGAAUCCUACUACCACAAAUCUUUCACCAACAACCAGCUCUUCAAUUUUAACUCCAGCAACUGGAACAAAAACUGGAACAAACACUGGAACUACCACUGGAACAAACACUGGAGCAAAUACUGGAACAACCACUGGAGCAAAUACUGGAACAAAUACAUUGUUGAAUACGGCAACCACGGGUACUUUAAAUACCAAAUUAUCAUCAAGCUCUUCUUUACUAGAUGGUGAUAAUACAGCUACAAUGAAUCCUGACCAAUUAAUUGCAUGGAGCGCUACGAGAACGCUUAAAACUGGCUCGAGUAUCACCUCGGGAAGCUCGUCGAUUUCGACUAAAACUAAUACAAAUGCCGCUCCACCUCAAACCCAAAAUCAAUCAGUUCAACCAGAUACUUUUCCAUCUUCACUUUCAGCAGUUACCACGAGAGUAAUGAGAUCCACAUCAGCACCACCAGCAAAUAAUGAUGCUCAAACAAGUAGUGGAAGUGGAUCAGGUUCAAAUUCAGGUUCAAGUCAAUCUCAAGCUGGUAAAGGUUCAAAUUUAUCUCCUUUUAAUUCAUUUGCUAUUAUUUGUAUUUCUUAUUUGGGUUUUUUGAUUUAA